Drosophila mauritiana is the source of this 1319-nucleotide messenger RNA. RefSeq names its product odorant receptor 45b (gene Or45b). Lineage: Eukaryota; Metazoa; Arthropoda; Insecta; Diptera; Drosophilidae. Gene Ontology annotation, biological process: sensory perception of smell; detection of chemical stimulus involved in sensory perception of smell. Gene Ontology annotation, molecular function: odorant binding; olfactory receptor activity. Gene Ontology annotation, cellular component: plasma membrane. The record is from RefSeq and is a predicted model, not a curated record.
UCCUGCCAGUAAUCACGUCAUUAAACACGGCCAGGUGUCGUUUGUUCGGACUGCAAAACAAUAAUUAAACCAUUAGGAGCUAUUCAUGUGGCGCUAUAUAAGGAAAGGGUUCUGCAAGCGGUUAAAAUCAUGUAUCCGCGAUUUCUCAGCCGUAACUAUCCGCUGGCCAAGCAUCUGUUCUUCGUCACCAGAUACUCCUUUGGCCUGCUGGGCCUGAGAUUUGGCAAAGAGCAAUCGUGGCUUCGCCUCUUGUGGCUGGUGUUCAAUUUCGCGAACCUGGCGCACUGCUGCCAGGCGGAGUUCGUCUUCGGCUGGAGUCACUUGCGCACCAGCCCCGUGGACGCCAUGGACGCCUUCUGUCCGCUGGCCUGCAGUUUCACCACGCUCUUCAAGCUGGGAUGGAUGUGGUGGCGUCGCCAGGAAGUAGCUGAUCUGAUGGACCGCAUCCGCUUGCUAAUCGGGGAGCAGGAGAAGAGGGAGGACUCCCGUAGAAAGGUGGCUCAGAGGAGCUACUAUCUCAUGGUCACCAGGUGCGGGAUGCUGGUCUUCACCCUGGGCAGCAUUACCACUGGAGCCUUCGUCCUGCGUUCCCUUUGGGAAAUGUGGGUGCGCCGGCAUCAGGAGUUCAAAUUCGAUAUGCCCUUUCGCAUGCUGUUCCACGACUUUGCGCAUCGCAUGCCCUGGUUUCCAGUUUUCUACCUCUACUCCACAUGGAGUGGCCAGGUCACUGUGUACGCCUUUGCUGGAACAGAUGGCUUCUUCUUUGGCUUUACCCUCUACAUGGCCUUCUUGCUGCAGGCCUUAAGAUACGAUAUCCAGGACGCCCUCAAGCCAAUAAGAGAUCCCUCGGUAAGGGAAUCCAAUCUGGCGGACAUCGUGGAUCGCCACAAUGAGAUAGAGAAGAUUGUCAAGGAAUUUUCGGGAAUCAUGGCUGCUCCCACUUUUGUUCACUUCGUAUCAGCCAGCUUAGUGAUAGCCACCAGCGUCAUUGAUAUACUAUUGUAUUCCGGCUAUAACAUCAUCCGCUAUGUGGUGUACACGUUCACGGUUUCCUCGGCCAUAUUCCUCUAUUGCUACGGAGGCACAGAAAUGUCAACUGAGAGCCUUUCCUUGGGAGAAGCGGCCUACAGCAGUGCCUGGUACACUUGGGAUCGAGAGACCCGCAGGCGGGUCUUCCUCAUUAUCCUGCGUGCUCAACGACCCAUUACGGUGAGGGUGCCCUUUUUUGCACCUUCGUUACCAGUCUUCACAUCGGUCAUCAAGUUUACAGGUUCGAUUGUGGCACUGGCUAAGACUAUACUGUGAAUAUGAGAGUGCUG